AACAGUCUGAGGGCAUAGGUCAAUAAACAGUUACUUUAGCUUAUUAAAUUCUACAUUAAAACAGCAUAUAUACAAAAUGAAUAUAUUAAAGAAAAUACAAAGUGUUAUUAUCAGACUUGGAAAUCGCAAUUAUGGCAAAGUUGGAAUAAUUGGGGUGCCAUUUGAUAAAGGACAGCAUAAGGAAGGUGUAGCACAUGGUCCAGAGGCAAUUAGAACAGCUGGAUUAGUGCGAGAAUUAAAAUCAUUAGGGUUAGAUGUGAAAGAUUAUGGUGAUAUUUCAUAUAAAGCAAAAAAUGUAGAUGGAGUAAAUAACAUGUCACACUUGGGUGAUGUUGCUGGCUGUACAAGUUAUUUAUCUGAGAAAGUUCAAGAAAUUUUGAAAGAUGAUCGACGAGUAUUGACUAUUGGUGGUGAUCAUAGUGUAGGAAUUGGAACUAUAGAUGGUCAUGUUAAGGAAAAAGAAAAUGUAGCUGUUAUAUGGGUUGAUGCUCAUGCAGAUCUAAAUACAAAUAAAACUAGCGAAAGUGGAAAUGUUCAUGGAAUGCCUGUAGCAUUAUUAACUUCUGAAUUAGCUGAUUACUGGCCACAUCUGCCAGGAAUGGAUUGGCAACAGCCAAUGUUAUCAAUUAGAAAUGUAGCUUAUAUUGGAUUAAGAUCUGUUGAUCGUUAUGAAAGAUUAGUUAUUGAAAAAUUUGGUAUUACUGCUUUUGGUAUGGAAGAUGUUGAAAGAUAUGGCAUUCAUGAUGUUGUUUACAUGGCACUAAAUAAAAUAGAUCCUAAUGAAUCAAAAUCAUUACAUGUUAGUUUUGAUAUUGAUUCCUUAGACCCAUUAGAAGCACCAUGUACAGGAACUCCUGUACGUGGUGGAUUGUCACUCAGAGAAGCUGUUCACUUAAUGGAAAUAUUAUACAGAACUAAAAGACUAAAUGCAGUGGAUCUUGUAGAAGUAAAUCCUUUCAUUGGUAAUCAACAUGAUAUUCAAUUAACUGUUGAAGCUGCUAUACACAUAAUUCAAGCUGGAUUUGGUUAUACCAGAAGAGGUCUUAAAGUUCCAAAGGGUGUUACAGAUAUGCCAUUACAGACAUUUAGAUAAAUUAUAAUCAUCUUUAUUGAUGAUAUUAUAACGUUAAAAAUAAUCAAGUUGCCAUGUCAAUCCUCCUUUGAAGCUUAUAUAAUAACAAACUUUUGUAUACUUUUAAACAAUACCACAAAAAUAUAAGGGAGAAACAAAAGAAU
Messenger RNA from Bombus impatiens (common eastern bumble bee), 1236 nucleotides. RefSeq names its product arginase, hepatic (gene arg). Gene Ontology annotation, cellular component: cytosol; nucleus; cytoplasm. NCBI's taxonomy places the organism in Eukaryota, Metazoa, Arthropoda, Insecta, Hymenoptera, Apidae. Gene Ontology annotation, molecular function: manganese ion binding; arginase activity. The record is from RefSeq and is a predicted model, not a curated record. The transcript is spliced from 7 exons. Bases 77 to 1093 code for a protein of 338 amino acids.